Hyalella azteca is the source of this 3903-nucleotide messenger RNA. RefSeq names its product protein PTHB1 (gene BBS9). The record is from RefSeq and is a predicted model, not a curated record. NCBI's taxonomy places the organism in Eukaryota, Metazoa, Arthropoda, Malacostraca, Amphipoda, Hyalellidae. The coding region runs from base 402 to 3566 and encodes 1054 amino acids. Gene Ontology annotation, cellular component: BBSome; membrane. The transcript is spliced from 18 exons. Gene Ontology annotation, biological process: cilium assembly.
UUCAACCAUGCAUUGUGCAAACCCGCACGAGCGGAUAGCAACCAAAUAAGCAAAAUAUUGGUCCCUUAGACGUUUAGUUCUGUUUUUACAUAUUCAGUGACUUUAUGUUUUUUUCGCACCAUUCUGUAGUGUAGUGACUAUUGAGGCUUGUCAACCGAAAGAAAAACUUGGCUGUGUUGGUUGGAAUUCAGAGACAGACUAAAUCAGAGUUUAUGACACUGAUAUAAAUGUCACUGAUUGCCGUGAUGAACGUGGUCAGUUGGUUUGAACUUAGGUAUAUUUAUAAAGUUUCAUAGGUACCAGAAUUUGGUUACGGUACGGCGAUGUUUUCCUGUGUAUUGGCAGUAUUGCUAGUAUUGGAAACGGCAGAAACACAAACAUUUGUCUGAAAUUAGUACAUCAUGUCACUUUUCAAAAUACGCGACUGGUGGACAACAGAAGUUGGUGAUGGCUCAACAGAUGACGAUAUCUGCAGCGCUGGAUGUUUGCUGAUUGCACAGCUUAAUGCAGAAUAUCCUGAAGAUAUGCAAGAGCAAGUUAUUGUUGGCUGUCAUACAGGAUCCCUCCAUCUGUACUGUCCAAAGGUAACUAUAACAGAAGAGGGAGAGGAAGCAUUUGGCUACAAACCAGAUCACUUACUCCUGGAAACCAAUCUCAAUUAUCCAGUGCUUCAGCUACUGGCAGGAGCAUUAGUUGGUGGUCAGCCUGGAUGUCAGCAGCUGUGUGUGCUGCACCCUUCUCGUGUUGUGGUCUACACGGUCACUGUGUCUGGUGGUAGAGGCCAGAGUGCUGCAGCUCGAGCAUCAAGUGCCAAUUCAGCUUCCCAUGGCCUCCAAGCUAAGCUUGCCCCUGCUUAUCAGCAUGUUUUCAAGAGGAAAGCCUAUAGUGCAAUUGUUGGACCAUUUGGAAAUGUACGUGGUAAAGACUUCAUCUGUGUUCAAUCUCUUGAUGGCUGCUUGACUGUCUAUGAGCAAGAAAGUUUUGCCUUCUGCGUAUUUUUGCCUGGAGCACUGCUUGCUGGCCCUCUUGCCUAUCUUCCUAAGACAGACUCCUUUGUUACCAUGGCUGCAUCAGCUAAUUUACAGGCUUACAAGUACCAAAACUUAUCUGUGUCACGUUCUACUACUGAUGGUGCUGAUGAUGGUAGCAGUGGAGGCAAGCGACUCACAUGGGACUGGGAGCAGGUUGUUGGAGAAGAAGCAUUGGAGAUGCAAGUUGUUGGAGAAGUACCACUUGUGACACUUGUUCUGCUAACAUCUCGGGCUUUAUACGCUUUCAAGGAGUCAGGGUCACUCAAGUUUGUUAAGCGCCUUGAGUACAACCCUGCUUGCUUCACUGCAUACUUUGUUGGGGCUAGUCUAUUCUCGCUUGUGGCAUCACACUCCCAGACGCUUCUUCUCUACCAUGAGACCGUUCUCAAAUGGGCUGCCCAACUGACCUGCAUUCCCGUCGCCCUCGCUCGUGUCAACCUCAAGGGCAUCAAAGGAGGCGUGGCACUCGUCACUGGCAGCGGUCGGCUGCAGGUCGUGUAUCUUGGCACUGAUCCCUCACUCUUCACUGCGCCGCCCAUUGAGACGCGGGAAAUUAAUUUUGACGAGACUGACAAAGAGCUUGCCAAUCUUCAUAGGAUCAUCAAAGCGUCGUCUAAAGACUCGAGUAGCCUCCUGUCGAGCGAGCGCAGCGACGCUCAGCAGCUAACAGUGGGCAUCACAUUGGGCCAGAAGCUGGAGCCCUGGACAGGCCCCUCGGCCAUCCAGGACCCUGAGGGCCCCGUGCCCUGCUGCACGGCGGUCGUGCGGCUCACGGCCCUUCAGCCCAUCAAUGGCGUGCGGGUCGCCAUUGUGGUGCACAAGCCUCUUGCUGUGUCCCAAAGUGUCUUCAUGCUACGGACAAUCAGCGACAGCAGUCAGCUGCUGGUGCGGUUCUACCUCUCAGGCGCCUACGUCGCCUGCUCGUUGACCGUUCUCGUUGUUACCUCCUACACCACGGCCAGGGGAGCACCUAGGGUCCUGCGCACUCAGUUGGAGCUGCCACUUCGCUUGGUCGUUAAAGCUUCUGCACCAAACAAAGAAGCAGACCACAAGAUCACUCUCUCCACCAAUAAACCUGCAGUGAAUCUUCCUGAACUUUUCCCUGAGUUUGGCCUGGACUCGAGCAUGAGUAGCACGGGUGUGGGACUGCAGCAUUACGCUGGGCCUCUCGUAACGGUCCUCUCUUCAAGGACCACUCAGCGAUACCGACUCCAGAGCGACAGUUUGCCGGCGCUGUGGGUUGUGUUCCGUGAGAUGUGUCGUCGUCUGGAGAGCUACUGGGGCACCGGUGGUCGUCAUGGCGCUGGGGAAGAGACGUUCUCUCUGUGGGUGUCCUCUAUGCUGCCUCUCAAUGAACUCUACAGCCUCAUCGACGCGCAUUUCUUGCGAAGGAAAAAACAUAAUGGUCUCAAUGAUCAGCUACUACAGCGUUGCCUGCAAGUUCGUGCAGUACAGCGACGUCUCCUGACCAAGUUUAAAGAUAAGAACCCCACGCCGCUGACGAACCUGGAUAACCUCUUGGACGGCAUGUACAAGCAAGUGCUGCACAUCACCGACCUCAUCCAGGAUAACACUAGUGGACUGGAGUUAAGCGGUGCGCAUCUGUCGUGUGUGGUGCAGCUGGUGGUGCAGUUGGUUAAGCUGCACUAUAAUCCUGGUCACCUACAACUGCUCGCUGCUGCACUCUCGCCGCACAUGCCUCCACCUCAACAAACGCAGGGCUGGGAGGAGGUAGUGGACUGCUGCAUAUCAUUCUUACUGCGAACGGUGUGUGGCGAGGACACCGACCUUCCUCCCUCCUCGACGCUCUCACAGCCACUGGACACCUCGAACCUGAAGAGUCGCAUCGCCCUUUUGCUCGAGCGACUCACCAAAGGUGGCAUCAACGAUGCACAGCAAAAUCGUGGCGUCACCGACAACCUCGAUGGGGAGGCAGGAGGCAGGAAGCCGAGCAUAAUAGCAAUCGACCCCGUGGAGGUGCCACUCGGGUCCAGGCUUGGCGAGGAUCGCGUCCGCUCUGCGAGGAUACGGUCUGCUCGUGGGCUCUCCUCCAAAGGUUACAUAGUGCCGAGAUUGCCCAGCGGUCAGACGGAGGAAGAUGAGGAUGAAAAUCUUGCCGAAGAAGAAGAGACAAAUGAAGAGCAGCCGGAUGAACCAAGUGUUGAUGAGCGUGAAGAACCAAGUUCACCCCGAACACCAGAGGUGGAAGAAGAAGCAACAGGGAUCCCACAUGAUGACAUUCCACCGGAGGAGCACAAUGUUCAGUCUCCAGGUGCGGAUGUUCGUGCAGAAGCUACUUAUCAGAAUGCCCAAAACGAGCUGGAUUCCUUGAUAGACGAGGACGAAGCUGCCGACUUAGGCAAGCCUGAUCAACGAGACAAGGUACUUGGUCAAGCUAACACCCAAGUCUCAGCUGCUGAGGGCUCAGCUCUAGACGACAAAUCCCGUUCCCUCAAGUCUGCCAAGGGAGGCGUCAUUGAGAGUCCUGGCGAAGACAUAUUCGGCAACCCAGAGGCGGACGAGGACACCUGGUGAUGUGGUGCUAUACGGGCCUCCUUAUGCGUCCAGUCUUCGCCGCUGUUUUGUAAUUUGAAAAUGCAUUAAAGGAAUUAUAUCGCUCAAGGCGGUACCGGGUACCUCAGGACAAAGAACCUCUAAUGCUUCUUCGUAUUAUUAUAUUCGUGUAUUUGUAACUUCUUCGUAUUCAUGAUGGAGCAUUUCUAUUCCUCAAUAAGCGAAGGAUUUAAUCAUGUCCAUCAACAACGGACUCUAUAACUACUAUCACUAUUUAAAAAAUUUUUCCUUACAGUCCUACCGUACAUUGCAGAAAAUAUGUAGAAAUCACUAAUUGUUAAUUUAAAUUUUGUUAAUU